Messenger RNA from Nicotiana tabacum (common tobacco), 1246 nucleotides. RefSeq lists its product as uncharacterized. Gene Ontology annotation, molecular function: acyltransferase activity, transferring groups other than amino-acyl groups. The record is from RefSeq and is a predicted model, not a curated record. Lineage: Eukaryota; Viridiplantae; Streptophyta; Magnoliopsida; Solanales; Solanaceae.
UUUCCUUUUCUUUCUUUCAAGUGGUAUCAGAAGUGACACACAACAUGUUCAAAUUUCCACAUAGUCUAAAGCAUAAAAAAUGAGCGCUCUCUCUACAUGAUUUGUUGAACUGAAAGACAAAAGCUAAGCCAUUAGGAAAAGCAACAAAUCCCUAUGAGCUUUAGUGCAAGAAAAGAAAAGCAUUCAAAGUAAGAUAUAGUGCUUCUCGUGUCAUCGCAUUCUCUACUUUUAGCUUAAUUAGUUACAAAGUUAAAAAGGAAAACCGCUGUUUUCUAAAAUCUAGCCAUAUCUAGUCUAAAAACAUAUUCUAGAAAAUUCAUCCAUGUUCUAAUCUCCAGCAUAGAAAUUUAUUCAAGAUCAGGUUUCCAAUAAACCAUGCAGCCAUAUUUGUAGUUUUCCACAUUAUCACGUUAUUGACAUUUACAAAAGAGUGGUGGCUCAUACUUUUCCACAGGAUCACAUGCCUUCUGAUAUGGUCCAACACUCACUCAACUAAGACUUAACAAAUCCAAUAACAGCGUUAACAAAGGAGAUCAUAAGCUAGAAGUAGAAAUGGAUUCCUCAAGAAUAUCACUCAGGCCAUUCAAACUUUCUGAUGCUGAUGACCUCUUGAUAUGGGCUAGCGACGACAAAGUAACCUCUUAUCUAAGAUGGCACACAAUCACCUCCAUUCAAGCAGCAUCAAAAUAUAUCCAAGAAGUUGCUAUUCCACAUCCAUGGCGUCGGUCCAUAUGCUUAGAUGACCGUUCCAUAGGUUAUAUAUCAGUUAGGCCAGAAUCCGGGAGCGAAAGGCACAAAGCUCGCAUUGGCUAUGCCAUUGGUUCUGAUUAUUGGGGACAAGGAAUUGUUACUAUGGCAAUAAAGAUGGCUAUCCCUAUUGUGUUCAGAGAUUUUCCCUAUUUGGUGAGGCUAGAAGCCUUGGUGGAGCCUGAAAAUGUAGGAUCUCAAAGGGUGCUAGAAAAGGUUGGUUUCAAGAAAGAGGGCUUUCUCAGGAAGUAUGGUUUUAACAAAGGUGAAAUUAGAGAUAUGUUCAUAUAUAGCUUCUUAUCAACUGAUGAAAUUCCUUGAAAACUAUAGCACAAAAGUGUUGCUUCUCAUAAUCUUCUAAAUUACUAUGAUUUGUACUAGUGUUAGGACAGGAAAAAACAGGUGUCAUGCAGAAGUUAGCAAGUAAACCUUGAUCAACGAUAAAUCAUACAACAAAAGAAAAAUAUAUCAAAAGAGACACAAGUAUUUAUCGUGGUUC